UAUAGCCCACUUAUAUAUUAAUCUGAUUGGAAUCUUCACCUCUUCAUUAAAGAGUUUCAAUCCCACUUUUUUUCUCCUGUUUUUACCAAUAAGACGGGUGGUUGAGUCAUUUCCUUUUCUCUCUUCUUCUUUUAUCCCAUCAUUUGAAGAUUACAGGUCCUUGGUUUUUCCUUUCAGAUUUCAUGCUAUAACAUUUAAUCUAAAUACUGAAUUUACUGAUGGGGUCUGAAGGGCCUCCUGCUGUAACAAUCCAUGUGACAGGAUUUAAGAAAUUCCAUGGAGUUUCAGAGAAUCCAACUGAAACUAUUGUCAGUAAUCUCAAUGAGUACAUGAAGAAGAAGGGUUUGCCAAAAGGUGUCAUACUGGGGAGCUGUAGCGUUCUAGAAACUGCAGGACACGGAGCAAUUGUGCCCUUGUACCAGACAUUUCAAAAUGCCCUUAAAACAAACAACUCUGAAUCAUCAAAUUCUGGGAGAGUUAUUUGGCUACACUUUGGGGUUAAUAGUGGAGCAACAAAAUUUGCCAUUGAGAAUCAAGCUGUCAAUGAAGCUACUUUUCGGUGUCCUGAUGAGAUGGGAUGGAAACCACAGAAAAUACCCAUUAUUCUUUCAGAUGGUGGAAUUUCACGAGUGCGAGAGACAACUCUUCCUGCUGAGGAGAUUACGAAGGCUUUGGCGAAGAAAGGUUAUGAUGUGACGACUUCUGAUGAUGCUGGUCGGUUUGUCUGCAAUUAUGUUUACUACCACUCUCUCCGCUAUGCAGAGCAAAAUGGAAUACAAUCGCUCUUUGUGCAUGUACCUCUCUUCUCGACCAUAGAUGAGGAGACCCAAAUGCAAUUUGCUGCUUCCUUGUUGGAGGUACUUGCUUCUUUAAACUAGUAAUCUAUUGGCAUCCAUUUCCAUCAUAUUUAUGUUGAGGGGCGUAAAAGCUUGUAAUGUCGCCAACCAUGUUUCUGAAAAUGGAUGGAUGGAUGGAUGGAUGCUUGUAUUGAAAUGGUUCAAUAAACAGAUGAGUGUAUUUGAAUGAAAGAAAAAUGUGCUUGUGAUGGAUAUUGCUUCUUCUGGACUUCCCUUGGCCUUUUAUCAAAAGGUUUUGGCCAAUCUUUAAAAGGUUCUUGGAAUCUUCUGUUAAUAUGUGAAUAAAAUCUGCUUGCUAUUAUCUUUA
This is a messenger RNA of Manihot esculenta (cassava), 1164 nucleotides long. RefSeq names its product pyrrolidone-carboxylate peptidase. The transcript has 5 exons. Gene Ontology annotation, cellular component: cytosol. The record is from RefSeq and is a predicted model, not a curated record. Lineage: Eukaryota; Viridiplantae; Streptophyta; Magnoliopsida; Malpighiales; Euphorbiaceae. Gene Ontology annotation, biological process: proteolysis. Gene Ontology annotation, molecular function: pyroglutamyl-peptidase activity. Bases 219 to 878 code for a protein of 219 amino acids.